Sitodiplosis mosellana (orange wheat blossom midge) is the source of this 2568-nucleotide messenger RNA. RefSeq names its product YTH domain-containing protein 1 (gene Ythdc1). Lineage: Eukaryota; Metazoa; Arthropoda; Insecta; Diptera; Cecidomyiidae. Gene Ontology annotation, biological process: mRNA splicing, via spliceosome; regulation of alternative mRNA splicing, via spliceosome. Bases 327 to 1772 code for a protein of 481 amino acids. The record is from RefSeq and is a predicted model, not a curated record. Gene Ontology annotation, cellular component: nucleoplasm. The transcript has a single exon. Gene Ontology annotation, molecular function: mRNA binding; N6-methyladenosine-containing RNA reader activity.
AAACUGCGUGCAGAUGGUGCUAGCAAUGCUCACCGUUGCCAACCUAACACAGUAAAAAACGCAUGAAAAAUGCAAGCGAUUGGCUGUAUGUACCGACAUUGACAAACCACACAAAGUUAAAACUAAUAUUAAUGAAGUACAGAUUAAAACAUUCUUUUUUUUUGCCGUAAAUCGUGAAAAUUUGAUGAAAUAAACAUUUUGGUUGGAGGCAAACGAUUAGUAUUUGUGUUAAUAAUAGAAUCACAAUAAAAUCUACCGAAUUGAAUUGACCGUAAAUGGAUUAGACGAGUUUGAAAUUUCACUCAUUAAUAACAAAUAGUUUUGUAAUGGCCGAUUUGGACGCUGUGAAUCUUGGUCUGGAUGAAACUGAAGUUGACAUGACGGAAGGUAUGCACGAAUUAGAAGAAACAUUCGAUACACGCAGUGAGGCAUCUGGAAAUUCAUCCAGCUCGUCGUCGGGUAGCCCAAGCAUCAGUUCAGUUAGCACCCGAUCAUCAAAAAGUGCAAAAGUACGCCGAUCGCAUUUGAACCGUGAACGAACUGCAAACAAAAAAUCAAAUAGUCCGAGCCCAGACAAUGCAAAAAAGCAACAGAAACAGAAUUCCAAUCAUCAGAAAAAGAGCGAAAAGAGCAACAAUAAUUCGACCAAAUCAUAUGAUUAUAUCACGAAAAUCAAUUACUUAUUUAGGGAGACAAGAUUUUUUGUUAUUAAAUCAAAUAAUGCUGAAAAUGUGAGUUUAUCAAAGUCAAAGGGUGUUUGGUCAACAUUACCACAGAACGAAGCAACGUUGAAUCAAGCGUUCAAAGAAAAUCGCAAUGUCAUCCUGAUCUUUUCUGUGAAAGAAAGUGGGAAAUUCGCUGGCUUUGCCCGAAUGGUUGGCGAAUCAAGACGAGAUGUUCCGGCUGUGUCAUGGGUAUUGCCUCCAGGUAUAUCGGCAAAAGCUCUCGGUGGAGUCAUUGAAGUCGACUGGGUUUGUAAGAAGGAGCUAUCAUUUACAUCCACUGGACACUUAUUUAAUCCGUGGAACGAGGGAAAACCAGUGAAAAUUGGUCGAGACGGACAGGAAAUUGAGCCAAAAGUUGGUGCUGAGUUAUGUCGCCUAUUUGAAGAAGAUGAAUCCAUUGAUUUGACACCGAUACUGAAAAAGUCCAAGGAAUCGGCUCGUAUUUUGCGCGAAAAAGGUGUAAAACCUGCCUUCAAAAUUGCUCCAAUUCGACCCAGUUCGAUUGGAAACGGAAGUGGUAUUUUACAAAGAAACCGCGGCAUCGCCAGUAUUCGUGGCCGAAAGAAGCUGUUUGGCUUAACCACUCGUAGCAAACUGAACAGUGUGGCCAAUUCAAGUAUAUUCAAGCGUUCAGCAUCACCAUAUGUUAAACGUGAUCGUUCUCAUCAUUAUGAGCGGUACAGCUCAACAGCAGCAGCCGAAGCAUAUGUCGCUGAUUAUAUGCGUACUAUGCAACAUCAGCUCCCACCAAUGCCAUACGCACCCCCGCCUGGCUUUGCAUCAAUGAUGCAAUCACCUUAUGAAGCUUUGCCCCCGCCACCACCACGGUAUUAUGAUAUUCCAUCGUUGGGAGAGUAUCCUCCGCAGUUACCAACUAUUCCAUCACGGUCAUCAAAUUCUCGUCCAUACGACCGCGACGAAUUAUAUAGAAAACUUGUUCCACCCCCGAUCUAUUCACGUGAUUAUCACCAUUCGUCGACAUCAUCGACACGGGAAAGAGAUCGACGGGACGACCGGAGUCAUCGAAACCGAAAUAGCAGGCGAUGAUAAUCUCACACAGUCAUUCAAAAAAAUAUUCUCGCACCGCAAGAAUGUAAUAGGUGAUGAUAAUACAACAGAAACGAAAACCAAUCGUCUCAAUACAACACUACCGAAUGACAUAGUUUUCAUUUUUAUAAACAUUUCUUCAGCAGGGAAAAUACUUAUUGAUAUUUCCACAUAAAGAUUAUCAUGUUAAACAAGAUUAUUCCUCUGAAAGAUAUACUUCUUUGAUAGCCUAAAAAUAAAAGUUGUACCGCUAAUAAGUCGAAGUAAAGCUCCAAAAAAAUCGAUGAACUAAUAAAUUAAAGAAGAAAUUAUAACAACCGAAUGAAAACAAAAACGGUUGUAUGUAUACAACUUUAAAUUACGGUUUACAUUUACAAGCCACAACACAAAUUGAGAAUGUGAGAGAAUUAGCAGUAAUAAGUUCAAGUUGUAUGCAACUCGCUGAUUGUGAUGUCAACAAAAGUAAAAAAACACAACAUGAAUCAUUCGUUUAUUAAAUUAAUUUAAAUAAAAAUAAGAGAAAAGAAGAAAAUGAUAAGGAAUCGCAUGGAAGAUAAAUCAUCAAAUAAUCUUUAAAUUGUUCAUAAUAAUUUAGUCCAUAUUUUUGUAUUUUCAAGAAUGAGUUUUGUUUUGAAAUUGUCUUCUCAUCUAAACAGCAACACUCUUUUUGGAAAUAAAUUGAAACUCUGAACAAAACGUAUCGUUUGAUUCACUAUUCAUGUAGAAAUUCGGAAGAUCAUUUCAAAAUAGAGCUCAUCGUUUGAUUUUCAUGAAUAAAGAAAUCGUUAGAAGAUGA